AUGGCCACUGUCACCGUUCGUCCUCCUCCGCUAACUUCAACUUCGGAGCCACCUCCUCUUUUCGACGGAACCACCAGGUUGUACAUCAGUUAUACUUGCCCCUUUGCACAACGUGUAUGGAUCACUAGGAACUACAAGGGACUACAAGACAAGAUCGAAUUGGUUCCUAUUGAUCUUCAAAACAGGCCUGCGUGGUAUAAGGAAAAAGUUUAUUCGGAGAAUAAGGUGCCAUCUUUGGAGCACAAUGGCAAGGUAUUGGGAGAAAGUCUUGAUUUAAUCAAAUAUGUUGAUGCCAACUUUGAAGGAACACCUCUCUCUCCCAAUGAUCCUGACAAAAAAGAGUUUGCUGAGCAGUUGUUAUCCCAUGUUGAUACCUUUCUCAAAGAUUUGUUCAGCUCAUUCAAAGGGGAUACUGUGCAACAAGCCAGUUCUGCUCUUGAAUACUUGGAGAAUGCCCUUGGUAAAUUUGAUGAUGGCCCGUUCCUUCUUGGUCAAUUCAGUUUGGUGGAUAUUGCGUACAUUCCGUUCGUAGAAAGAUUCCACAUUGUCCUUCCUGAGUUGUUCAAGUAUGACAUAACAGAAGGAAGACCUAAACUUGCAACAUGGAUUGAGGAGCUGAACAAGAUUGAUGCUUAUACACAGACAAAAGUGGAUCCUCAAGAAACCGUUGAUACUUACAAGAAACGUUUUCUGCCUCAACAGUGA
Messenger RNA from Lathyrus sativus (Indian pea), 705 nucleotides. Lineage: Eukaryota; Viridiplantae; Streptophyta; Magnoliopsida; Fabales; Fabaceae. The record is from the annotation of a GenBank genome assembly.